This is a messenger RNA of Dioscorea cayenensis subsp. rotundata (Guinea yam), 753 nucleotides long. RefSeq lists its product as uncharacterized. The record is from RefSeq and is a predicted model, not a curated record. The transcript has 2 exons. NCBI's taxonomy places the organism in Eukaryota, Viridiplantae, Streptophyta, Magnoliopsida, Dioscoreales, Dioscoreaceae. Bases 12 to 725 code for a protein of 237 amino acids.
UUAAGAGAGAGAUGAUAGAGAUGGAGUGGAGGAAGUGUUAUGUUGAUCUGGUUCUAGUUCCAUUAGCUAUUCUCUUCUCUGUUGCAUAUAAUGCUUGGUUGUGGCAUAAGGUUAGGUCUCAGCCACUCCAAACCUUAAUUGGCAUCAACUCUGCAGGCAGACGCAAAUGGGUCAUAGCCAUGAUCAAGGACAAUGAGAAGAAGAACAUAUUAGCAGUGCAAUCCUUAAGAAACGCAAUAAUGGGAUCAACCCUAAUGGCCACCACCUCAAUCCUCCUUUCCACUGGCCUUGCAGCCAUUCUCAGCAGCACUUACAGUAUCAAGAAACCUCUGGGAGACACCAUCUUUGGUGCUCAUGGUGAGUUCAUGGUGGCUCUCAAGUAUGUCACUCUCCUUCUUGCUUUCAUCUUUGCCUUCCUUUGCUACUCCCUCUCCAUCUGCUUCAUCAACCAGGUUAACUUCCUCAUCAACAUUCCCUUCUCCGACGACGACGAUAACCGUCUUCUCUCGCCGGAGUACAUUUCCGAUCUUUUGGACAAGGGUUUUAUGCUAAACACUGUGGGGAAUAGGCUCUUCUAUGCAGCUCUUCCUCUUCUCUUGUGGUUGUUUGGUCCUGUCUUGGUGUUCUUGUGUUCUUUGAUCAUGGUUCCAUUGCUUUAUAAUCUUGACAUUGUUUCAGUUAAUUCAGCUAGUGAUCAUAUCACCAAAAGUGUAGCAAAGAUUUAAGAGGAUGUGAUCAUUUAGAUUUCAUGCA